Molecule: messenger RNA, 1975 nt
Organism: Salmo salar (Atlantic salmon)
Lineage: Eukaryota; Metazoa; Chordata; Actinopteri; Salmoniformes; Salmonidae
Biological process (GO): regulation of transcription by RNA polymerase II
Molecular function (GO): RNA polymerase II cis-regulatory region sequence-specific DNA binding; DNA-binding transcription factor activity, RNA polymerase II-specific
Source: RefSeq, a predicted model, not a curated record
ACAGCCCUUCUCGCAGGAAGUAUGAAUGCCCUACCACGGUUGCAUUGCUGUAAAAGUCCCCCGCAGACGUCGGAUUGAACAUCAGAUUUUACUGGUCCGCUGCACGGAUAGCGCUGCUGUAAUCAGUCUGGUAUUUUAUAGGCUUCCCUUACUGGGCCUUAGAGAAUUACAACUAUCUGUACUGUCGAAGAGGACGUUGUUCCAACAGACUCUGGUAGAAGUAGACGAUAACAGACAACAUGAUUCUUGGUGAAUAGGGCGUUAAACGUUUUUACUUUAAUAGAUCAGGUAAAAUCUAGAUGAGAUUAGCCUACAUCAGACAUUUAUUUGUCGCCACUGAAGUUUUAAUAUUGAAAAGGACGUCUGAUUGCUCUGCUGUUUAGUUUUUUAAUUUGAACGCUGUAACAAAGAAAGUGGCUGUAAUGUAGGCUAGCUACAGAUUUACUGUCACAUUUUUAUUUGAAGAAAGAAUAGCUUCCAUGAUGGAUCGGGACAGAGCUAUCCCAUCCCCCUCCACUCUGCUGGAGUCCCCUGGUCACAACUCUCCUGGUAGCACCUUACUGCUGGGUCUGAAGAGGGUGUCUGUGAGGCUGGUCGACUGCAGGAAAACACCAGGGCAGAGUGGAACUGUGAGAGAAGGACACGAGGAGGAGGGAGAUUUGAUUUCAUCAAGUGCCACCCCUAACCAUCAUUCUCCCAGUGGGAGGAGCUUAUCAUCUGGGGAGCCUCAACAUGUUACUGACGUGACAGAGAAGAGUCUCUCCAGAUCAGAACAUCUCAAGAAACACCAGCAGAUAUGUAGAGGGAAGAAACCUCACCACUGCUGCUCUGACUGUGGGAAGAGUUUCACUAGCCUGAGUGGCUUCAUUAAUCACCAGCGGAUUCACACCCGAGAGAAACCGUACUGCUGCUCUCAGUGUGGGAAGAGUUUCACCUGUGCAGGAGGUCUUAAAGUACACCAAAGAAUCCAUACUGGAGAGAAGCCUUACAGAUGCUCAGAAUGUGGGAAGUGUUUUACUGCUUCUAACGCCUUCAAAUAUCAUCUGCGAAUUCAUACAGGGGAGCGGCCUUACCCCUGCCUUGAUUGUGGAAAGAGCUUCAACCAGUCAUGCAACCUGACUACACACAAGCUAACACACACUGGAGUGAAGCCUUAUAGCUGUGAUCAGUGUGGAAAGAGCUUCAAUCAGGCAGUCCACCUGACCACACACAAGCUAGCACACACUGGAGUGAAGCCUUAUAGCUGUGAUCAGUGUGGAAAGUGCUUUGCUGUAUCUUCCACCCUGAAUCGACACCAAGUAACACACACGAGAGAGAAGCCUUAUAGCUGUGAUAAGUGUGGGAAGAGCUUUGCUGUAGUUUCCUCCCUGAUUAGACACCAGGCAAUACACACUGGAGAGAGAACUUAUGUCUGUCUAUGUGGGAAGAGCUUUGCUCUAGCUUCCACUCUGAUUACACACCAGCGAACACACACAGGAGAGAAGCCCUAUAGCUGUGAUCAGUGUGGAAAGUGCUUUGCUGUAUCAGAAAAACUAACUAUACACCAGCGAACACACACAGGAGAAAAGCCUUAUAGCUGUGAUCAGUGUGGGAAGAGCUUCAGUCAAUCAGUACACCUGAAUACACACCAGCGAACACACACUGGAGAGAAUCCUUAUAGCUGUGAUCAGUGUGGGAAGAGCUUCAGUCAGUCAGUACACCUGAUUUCACACCAGCGAACACACACAGGAGAGAAACCUUACAGCUGUGAUCAGUGUGGGAAGAGUUUCAGUCAAUCAGGGAGCCUAAAUUCACACAAGCGAACACACACUGGAGAGAAACCCUAUGUCUGUUUUUGUGGGAAGAGCUUUGCUCAUUUAGGGCCAAUGAAAAAACACCAGAAAGCAAAAAUGUGCCGUAUUUCAUCUUCUGAAACGGCACCAGUUCCAGAUCCCUAAAUAAAGGAUCAAUAGAAAACAUCUAUUGAACAGUCAUA